Thamnophis elegans (Western terrestrial garter snake) is the source of this 2346-nucleotide messenger RNA. RefSeq names its product myelin-associated glycoprotein-like. Lineage: Eukaryota; Metazoa; Chordata; Lepidosauria; Squamata; Natricidae. The transcript has 8 exons. The record is from RefSeq and is a predicted model, not a curated record. The coding region runs from base 228 to 1832 and encodes 534 amino acids.
GAAGAAAUAGAGCAUGAAGAAGCCGCUGGUCCCGGCGCAGGUGCUGAUGGGGGGGAGCGGCUGGGGUCCCCCCGCCUUGUGACAGCUUUUCAACUUUUUUCUCAUCCAAUCCAUUUUUCUCAUUGGAGAGUUCGAUUGCGCAUGACAGAGAAGACCAGGACAAGGAGUUGCCAUUCCCCACCCUUGGGGCAAUCUCCAGGUUGCGACCGUCAAAGAGACUUUGCGACAUGAAACCGUCCAACGAAUAUCUCCCUCUGACGUUUCUCCUAGUUCUCUUUGACAGCCCUAUCUCUGCAGCCUGGAGUUCCAUCCUGCCCAACUCCAUCCAAGCCUUAAAAGGAUCCUGUGUGGUCAUCCCGUGUUCCUUCACCGUCCCAGAUUCAUGGGAUUCUCAGGACAUCAGUGUGGCUUGGUACCAGUAUCAUUUCUGGAACUACCCUAAAAUCUACAACAGCAAAACGCUAAUCGAUGUCCUUCCAGCCUACCAGGGACGAACGGAAGUGGUGGGAAAUCUGCAAAAGGGCAACUGUACUCUCAGCAUCAAUCCAGUAGAGAUGGAGGAUGCCAUGAAAUAUUACGUUUGGAUCAACCCUGACUUGGUCAAACAUCCCUUUUAUGAUGUCACUGUCAAGGUAGACGUAACAGAUGUCCCUAACCAGCUGGAGUUGAGUGAUCUGGGACUAGUGACCGAAGGCGAUCCCACCCAAGUGUCUUGUUCAGUUUUGCACACCUGUCCUUUGUCUCCACCGAUCCUCACCUGGAACCUAGGCAAAAACAAGGCUGUCACAAUCCAAGAAUAUUUGACAGGUGGAUCCUGGCGGACGGAAUCGACUUUUAACUACAUCCCUUCCCACGAAGACCAUGGCAGACAUUUGCGAUGCACUGCAACUUUUCCAAACAAGCAACAGAUUUACAGUGGGAUCAACCUGAAUAUUCAGUAUCCUCCCAAAAAUGCGACCAUCUUGAUCAUUGGGAAUCGAAGGCUGAAAGAAGGAGACGAGGUGACUCUCAGAUGCGAGAGCCGCGGAAACCCACCACCCAUCAGCUACCACUGGUUCUUCGGGCCACAAAAGGCACCCCUGAAGGUAGCAGGGAGUGGUCCAGAGGUGAAGCUGAAGGACAUCGGGAGAGACUUGGAGCCCUACCAUUGCGCGGCAGAAAAUGAUGUUGGCAUGGGGGAGGACUCGCCACCUGCUUACCUAAGUGUGGAGUACAAGCCAGUGAUUUGGCCUGAAAGCAACUGUACUAUCUCAAGAACCGAAGAGAUUAUCACCUGUUACUGUGUGGCAGAGGGAAACCCCCCUCCGAGAAUUGAAUGGAAUCUUCUAAACCUGACCAUUCCUGGAGAAUUCAAUAGCUCCGAAGUGCAAGCAGUCUUGAACUCUUGGGAACAAACCAUUGUUGGCAUCCUGAGGGUGCCCGGAUCUAACUUUACCCAGAUAUCUUGCAAGGCCACCAAUCAGCAUGGGGAAAGCUACAUCACCUUGCCCACCAUCAAGGCAGGGAACCUCACCCUUUUGCUCAUCGGAUUUGGGGGAGCAGUUGCAGGGCUCGCCCUCUUCACCUUGCUGGGACUGUUGGUUUACAAAGUGACAGCAAGCAGUCGGAAAAAGGAGAAGAAAGAAGGGGAGCCAGAGGAAGAGCAAGCGGAACCCUCCCGGAUACAUGGCAACGAAGAAGAAAUGAUUUACCUUAACACAAUAAAGCCAUCUAAAGAGAAUGAGGAGGAGCAACUCAACAUGUGCCACAAACCCAAUGUUCCAGGAAGCCAAGCUGCUGAUAAUGUACGAAGCAAUCUUGGGGCAACUGAGAAUAGCAGCCUUCUCCUGUGACACAAGGGCUUGCAUAACACUUGCUAGGUGCAUGAGGGACCGUAGACCCACUUACAAAUAUCCCUGAACUACAACUCCCAGAAGCCCAACCAACACAGCCAUAGGUUAGAGUUGCAGGGAAGUUCAACCCAACAACAUCUAGGUGGUCAUGGAUUCUCCUGGGAAGUCCCCAUCCACACCUGUUAAGUUGACCCAAUGGUAUCCAGAUAUGGGGACUUUCAGUUCCCAGAACCCCAAGAAAGCAUAGUCAACGAUGAAAGAUGACAUGAGUUGUAGUUCAGCAACAUCUGCAGAGAUUCAAGUUGCCAAUUCUUGCUGAAUUGAUCCGGCGGUUCCCAUCCUUUUUCUUCAUGUAGAUCCGUGUUUUUCAAAUUUGGGAACAUGAAGAUGUGCAGGUUUCAACUCCCAGAAUUUUGCUAACUUGUGAGAGAGAGAGACGGGCAGUUCUUAAAUUAUCACCAUCGUUUUAACAACCCCAUAAUCCCUUGCGGGGUGGAGUCUGGGCAAAUGAUGC